AUGAGUGAAAAGAGCGUGGGAACCAUGCAGGGGGUUUCGGGUGAACGCCGGUUGCGGCAACUGGAAAUGUUGUUUCUUGGCGGGCCUGUGCUAGCCAAAGAACAAAGUUUUAGUAUCGAAACCCUCAUAGAUAUAUUACUUGUUCUCUAUGAUGAAUGUUGCAAUUCGAGUUUAAGAAAAGAAAAAACAGUUUCAGAUUUUAUAGAACAAGUUAAACCUGUAGCCAGCACAGUAAAAUCUUUAAGGUUAACUCGUGAAGAUUUUGAGAUAAUCAAGGUGAUAGGUAGAGGAGCUUUUGGCGAAGUGUGCGUAGUCAAAUUUAAGGGUACCGAAAAAGUUUUCGCCAUGAAAAUUCUCAAUAAAUGGGAAAUGCUCAAGAGGGCAGAAACGGCGUGUUUUAAAGAAGAACGCGAUGUUUUAGUCUAUGGUGAUAGAAGAUGGAUCACGCAUCUUCAUUAUGCGUUUCAGGACGUAUCUAAUUUAUAUUUAGUGAUGGAUUAUUACUGUGGUGGUGAUUUGUUAACUUUAUUAAGCAAAUUCGAAGAUCGUCUUCCAGAAGAAAUGGCUCGGUUCUAUAUAGUUGAAAUGGUCUUAGCCAUUGAUUCAAUACAUAAUCUCAAAUAUGUACACAGAGAUAUCAAACCUGACAAUGUUCUACUAGACGCAAAUGGUCAUAUUAGAUUAGCUGAUUUUGGUAGUUGUUUAAGAUUAAAUGAAGAUGGUACUGUACAAUCAAACGUAGCUGUCGGUACUCCUGAUUAUAUCUCACCAGAAAUUCUCAGGGCAAUGGAAGAUGGGCAGGGCAGAUAUGGACCUGAGUGUGAUUGGUGGUCGUUAGGUGUUUGUAUGUAUGAAAUGCUGUUUGGUGAAACCCCGUUUUACGCAGAAAGCUUAGUUGAAACUUACGGAAAAAUUAUGAACCAUAAAAACUGUUUUGACUUUCCAACAGAUGUGGAAGUAUCAGAUGCUGCCAAAGAUUUAAUCAAAAAAUUAAUAUGUAGCCAGGAAUUCAGAUUAGGACAAAACGGCAUUGACGAUUUCAAGGUUCAUCCUUGGUUCGAAAACGUUGACUGGGAUGGCGUUAGAGAUAGUACCGCUCCCUAUAUACCAGAAGUAUCCAGUCCGACAGAUACAUCAAAUUUUGACGUUGACGAUGCUGACAUUCGGCUUUCAGAUGUUUUACCUCCGACUGCCAAUAACGCCUUUACUGGUCUACAUCUGCCGUUUAUUGGAUUUUCGUUUACACAAGGAAGUUAUCUUUGUGAUCUCAGUAAUUUGUCGGCGUGUGCAGAAUCAGAAUUUAUGGAAAAACAAAAUCAACGAAACAAGAGUGAUAUUAUAGGGUUGGCUUUAAACCACGAAAAAGAGAUAGAGAAGAAAAUGUCGCCGGAUAGUACGAGACGGUUGCAAGACGAAAUUAAUACCCUGACUAAGAGGAACUGCGAAUUAGAAUCUCAAUUAAGAAGUCUGGAAGCGAAUAACUCUAGGGAAAUGCAUAUAGACUCGUUAGAUGGUGCUGAUAGCGGGAAACAAAAAGAACUAGAAAAACUUAUUAGGUUAUUAAAACAAGAAAAGGAUGAGAUCAUGAAAGAUCGUCAGGAUUUAAAUGAAAAAUUAAAAUUUCAAGAUAUAGAACUUAAGGAUGCCUUAGCACAGAAAAAAUUAGCCAUGACUGAAUAUGCGGAGGUUUCUGAUAAAUUAGCUGAACUCAGGCAACAAAAACAGAAACUUUCCAGACAGGUUAGAGAUAAAGAAGAAGAAUUAGAAACGGUGAUGCAAAAGGUUGACUCUCUACGAAACGACAUUAGACGCGCUGAAAAGCUACGAAGAGAACUCGAGUCUAGAGUUGAAGAGGCUCAAGCUGAAGCGACUAAAGAAAGAAAACUUAGAGAAAGGUCAGAGGAAUAUUGUAGGCAAAUGCAAGCUGAAUCUGAUCGGCUUAGGGUGAGGAGUGAACAUGGUCCUAGAGAUCAGCAAGAUUCAUUGAGACUGAAAGCGGAGUUGGAAAAAUUAGAGGUCCAAUACAAUGAAAGUUUAACACAGCAACAAGCCAGAUAUAACAUGGAAUUAUCCUCUCUAAGAGAUCAACUUCAUGAAGCAGAAACCCAUCGGGAGCUACUAGAAAGAGAAGUACAAAUGCUUAAAGAAAAAUUGGAAAAAUCUAGAUUAGAAGCAUUGGCAGACUCUGAACAAGUCAUAGCUGACUUAAAAAGCAGGCACGAUAGGGAAAAACAAAUUUUAGUCGAAGAAAACAAAAACUUGUCUUCAAAUGUAGACCUCCUUACUGAAUCGAUGAAUCGUCUGCAAUCUGAACGAAAUAAUCUGGAAACAGAAUAUGAACAGUUAAGAACCAAACAGGAAGCUUUAGGCCAAUGGGAAUCGCAGCUCUCUGAAAUCAUUCAGUGGGUUAGCGAUGAAAAAGACGCAAGAGCUUAUUUACAAGCAUUAGCUACCAAAAUGACGGAAGAGUUGGACUAUCUUAAACAUACCGGCGUUUCAAGUGUUGUCUCCGGUACUGACAAGAAUUGGAGAAAUAGACGAUCACAAAAAUUAGAUAAAAUGGAGUUGUUGAAUUUACAAAGCUCGCUGCAAAGCGAAAUUCAAGCCAAGCAAGCGAUUAGCGAAGAUUUAAGUAAAACUAGGGAAGCAUUACUUGCUGCUCAAAAGGAAUUGAGAGAAUUUAGACAACGAAACGAGGCCUUAAACUUAGAUCUAAAACGAAAAGAAAAGCAACUUAAAGAAUAUCAAAAUCGUGUCGAUUCUGAGGGAUUUUUAGAACGACCUUCCUCGCAGAUGUCCUAUUUGGAUCAGUUUUUGAAGGAAACUAAUUCAUCUUCGCAGCCGGCAAACACGUACGAUAACCUGCCGGUGCCGAAUUUGUAUAAAGGUGGGUCGAUCGAGUCCGAGGAAGGAGACAUUGAAGAUAAUAGAGCAUUAAGCAUGACAAGCUCCAAAAGCAAUUUAUCAGAACUUAGUGUGCACGAACCACAAUCUCCUUUGAAACAUAAAGCUCAUCAAUUUUUGGUAAGAACGUUUUCUAGUCCUACAAAAUGUAGUCAUUGUACCUCUCUAAUGGUGGGCCUUAUGAGACAAGGAAUGGUGUGCGAAAUAUGUGGCUUCACAUGUCAUACUUCCUGUUGUGCACAUGUUCCCGCAGUUUGCCCUGUUCCUGCAGAUCAAACUAAACGUCCUCUGGGCAUCGAUCCUACCAGAGGCAUUGGAACAGCGUACGAAGGUUAUGUCAAAGUUCCAAAGCAAGGUGGUGUUAAGAAAGGUUGGAUCCGACAAUUCGUAGUUGUUUGUGAUUUCAAACUUUUCUUGUACGACAUAUCUGCCGAUCGAAAUGCCUUACCAAGUGUUCAUGUAGCGCAAGUGUUGGAUAUGAGGGAUCCACAAUUCAGUGUGUCCAGCGUUAAAGAUUUGGAUGUGAUUCACGCGAAUAAGAAAGAUAUUCCGUGCAUUUUUAAGAUCACAACAUCCUUGAUGGAGCCACCUGGACCUAGAAAUUCAACAUUAAUGUUAGCUGAUACAGAAGCAGAGAAGAACAAGUGGGUUGUUGCAUUAGCCGAACUUCAUAGGAUAAUGAAAAGAAAUAAUCUUCCGAAUACCACAGUUCUUGUUGCUAGAGAACUUAUUGAUACGUCUCUGACGUUAUUAAGAAACGCGUUGAGUGGGGCAAUUAUUGAUCCCGACAGAAUAGUUCUAGGUACCGAGGAUGGUAUGUAUUGUAUAGAUUUGGAUCGAACAGAAGUGGCUAAAAUAGGGGAUGGGAAGAAAAUUUUCCAAUUAGAGUAUAUUAGCGAAGAACAUUUGCUCGUGGUUGUGAGCGGUAAACAAAGACAAGUGAGGUUAGUGCCUAUAAGGGCACUAGAUGGUGAUGAAGUCGAAUGGAUUAAGGUUACCGAAAGUAAGGGUUGUUCUGUUCUUACCGUCGGGCCUGUGCUACGUGCCCCACUGACGUUUUGUCUUUGCGUGUCAAUUAAAAAACAGAAUUCUUCAGUAAUUAUUAUUUAUGAAAUAACUCGUACGAAAACAAGGCACCAGAGAGUACGAGAAAUUGGUUUACCAGUCAUUGUACAGUCUCUUCAACUAUUAUCGGAUGGUCGAUUAUGUGUUGGAUCACCAUCGUCGUUUACCGUUUACAAUAUUCAAAGUGGUGAUCAACAGUUAAUAUCGUUAUUGCAUCCUGAUAAUCCUUUAUAUUCUACAAUAAUGUGUAGUGCUGUGGAAGCUAUGCGGGUCAUAGAACUACCAAGGCAUGAAUACCUUUUAGUAUUUGGAACUCUUGCAGCGUUUGUGGAUAGACACGGUCGAAGAUCGAGAGAUAGAGAAAUUAUGUAUCCUGCAGUUCCUAUAGCAAUAGGUUAUAGAGAUGGACAUUUAGUAGUUUAUAGUGAUACCCACAUAGACAUAUUUAACUGUGCGACGGGAGAAUGGGUCCAGACGCUUAAUAUUAAGAAAGCGAAACCAUUAAACGAUAGUGGCAGUCUGACUUUAUGUUUCUUGAACGAUCUAGCACACCUACUCUAUUUGUCCAAUAUUCAUCAAAGAGAACUUUUAAAUAUUGAUAACAUAGUUACUUUAGACCGAGAUGGGAGAACUAUUCAUAAAACGAGAAGAAGAUUUUCUUUACGAGAAGGCAAUAGAACCCAACGCAUGAGUACCGAUAGAAGAUCUAAGCUUAUAUCAGCUCCAACCAACUUCAACCAUAUCAGUCAUAUGGGACCAGGAGAUGGAAUCCAGCGCCAACGGUUAAUAGAUCUAACACCCACCCGUACAGACCAGUUACCGGAACACAAUCCAUUUAGUACUGCCACUACUCCACCUCAAAGGAUACCAACAAAAUCUGCACCAUUACCGCCGAAGCACGGAGAAAGAAAAAGGCCGGAAAUUUCGAAUCCAACUCCUAUCAGACCGAAUUUUCCCGCCCACAAUGGAGCAAAAAGGGCUGCACCUCCUCGACCAAGGGAUUUACCCCCAGCCUUGCCUAAAUCGUCUGAUAAAUCACCUUCUCCUGAUCCCGCUAGCAUCGGUAGUAUGUCAUCUUUGCAUGAAAUGAUAAAGGGAACAGAAAAUAGAGGUAGUCCACGUCAUUCGAUAGCUAGCAAUAACAGUUCCAAUUUGUCAACGCCCCCAUCUCCACAUGCAGAUCAUCACAACAGUUCUAGUUAUGACAGCUAAGAAUAUUGAAGUGUGUGAUCUGCCGUUAUUGCUUUUUCGACAAGAAGACUUCGUUUUACAUUUGCGAAUAACAUUUUUGAUAAGAGUCGUUGUUAAUAUUCGUAACUUGUUCAAAAACUAUUAUGUUCCUAAUUUUAAAUUAAUUAUUUUCUAAAUAUUUAUAGGAACGUGCAUUUACAUUUCAGUCAUUUUGCUAAUUCUAAACACUGUAUAUAAAUAAUUGAUAUAAGAAUAUCAUAUGGGUUAUUAUUUUUAUGCGUUGAAGUUGUCUGAAUUUUAUAUUACAAAGGCUUGAAUAUGAUCUUGAAAUCGAAUACAGCAUAAUACUAUUUUGUUCGGGCUGAUAUACAUCAAAUAGGCACUCAUGUGUGCCCUGUUUAUUUUGCACAGUUCUGCAUGUUCUACAUAAUUGAGCUAGAAUAAUUACCUGUAUUUUGUUUCAAGAUCUCCAUCGAUCGUGCCUUAUUUUGGAUAUACACUUCUUGUUUCAUCCUAUGAUCUCUAUUCGAUGCUGUUUUCAUUCAUCCAUCUUGUUAAGAUCCUCAUCCGAUCUCAUCUGAACAUGAAGCCUGUGCCUUUGCUAUUUACCGAUGCUUCAUUUUCUACAUAAUUGAGGUAGAAUCAUUACUGUGUAUUUUGUUUCAAGAUCUCCAUCCAUCCUAUUCGAUGCUCUUUUCAUUGUUCCAUCUUGUUAAGAUCCUCAUCCCAUCUCAUCUGAUCAUGGAUCUUUGCGCUUUUGAUAUGCACCAUUGUCAAUAUUUGUCUACUGUUUGAAGUGUUCAGAUUUGUCAAGCCAUGCAAUUGGUGAAGCAGAGUUUGGCGCGCUUGGACGUUGAAUCUACAUUACCGGCCAAUCAUAAAACUUAGCUAAGACCGGAAUCAUUUAUUAACUGUCGGUCAGUCAAUUCUUCUUCGUCUGCCAACUGUCAAUUCUUCUUCUUUUCCGUAGCUAAUGUCAAAAUGAAGCUACACUGACGCUGGGGAUAUGACACAAGCAUAACAGACAUAUUUUGAUGUUUAACGAUUUGAGACUGUCACACGUGCGGAAACCGUAACGAGCUGCAUACUGUAUUUACGACGAACAAGUGAUAAUUUUUAAAGUUGUUAUUGUACUUCCGGUAUCCGGUAGGAAUAUAUGUUGGUCUUAGAUGGUUCAACGAGUUACAUACUAUAUUUUAUCUACGACGAACAAGUAAUUUAUUUUUUAAAGUUGUUAUUGUACUU
Messenger RNA from Diabrotica balteata, 6405 nucleotides. NCBI's taxonomy places the organism in Eukaryota, Metazoa, Arthropoda, Insecta, Coleoptera, Chrysomelidae. The record is from the annotation of a GenBank genome assembly.